This is a messenger RNA of Plasmodium inui San Antonio 1, 3327 nucleotides long. RefSeq lists its product as hypothetical. The transcript has a single exon. Lineage: Eukaryota; Apicomplexa; Aconoidasida; Haemosporida; Plasmodiidae. Gene Ontology annotation, cellular component: TRC complex; membrane. Gene Ontology annotation, biological process: post-translational protein targeting to endoplasmic reticulum membrane. The record is from RefSeq and is a predicted model, not a curated record. Bases 1 to 3327 code for a protein of 1108 amino acids. Gene Ontology annotation, molecular function: protein binding; molecular adaptor activity.
AUGGAGAGCAUUGCAGCAGACGGCGUUGCAGGUGGGAUGGGGAGGUUGCUUGAGGAGGGUGGCGCGCGCUACGCCCUGCCCAGGGACGAAGACAUCGAUGAAUUUCUCAGCAAAGUGAACGACGUGACAGAGAAGGUGCAAAACAUUCUGAGCGGAAAAAUAACCGUGGAGGAAAUGCAGCAGGAGGAGAAGAAGCUCCUCUUGAAGGAGAAAGUCAGACAAAUGAGAGAGGCGGAGAAGAAGGAGGAGGAGCACAAGAGGUACAUCAUGGGAACAAGGGGUACAGGGACGAAGGAUAGCAACUAUAAGUACUUUUGUUCACACUGCUUGGUCGAAUUUAAGUACGUGCUGAGCAACUGCCCUAGGUGCUCAGGGGGUGUUGUAACGAAGGAAGAGCGAUUGCGCGAUCUGCAAGAAAAGGUCAACCAAUAUAAGGAGAAGAAAAAGAAAAGGGACGCCAGGAGGGCUUCCUGGAAGAAGUGGCAGAGUGAGAUCAACCGGAAGGGGGAGACAAGCCGGGUGGGAACAGGCAACAGCGAUGAGGAGAAUGGUCCGACGAAUGAAGCAGGCAUCGCCAACACUAUCACUGACUAUGACAAGUGGAACCACUAUGAACCCAGCUCGGACACCUUCGACGAAGAUGAGAAAAUCACCUACGUCCCGAAGCACAACAAGGAUUUUAACCUCUUGGAGCAGAAACUACAGAGCGAUAUUGACACGAAGAACCAACACAGGAAAGUUGCUUACUCGAUAAAGCUCCGAGGGAAUGAAUUUUUCAAAAAAAAGAAAUACGUCCAAGCGAUUGAAUGUUACGAGGAGGCACUACAAGUGUGUAAGGAUUACCUAGAGGUUUAUAAUAACGUGGCUCUAUGUUAUCUUAAAACGUAUAGGUAUGACCUUGCCAUUGACCGCUGCAAUGAGGUCAUCCAAUACUACGAUGUUUUUAAGGAAGACUUCCGACUGAAGAAAGACACUUUAUUUAAAAGCCAUCUUAGGAAAGGAUUGGCAUGGUACAGACUCUUCCAUUUCGAGGAAGCACUGACGAGCUUCAAAUCCGCUUUGGAGUUUUCCCCCGGGGAUGUAGAGGCCUCUGCGUACGUCGAGAAGUGUGAACGGAUGGUGAGGAGGGACACUCCAUCGGGGGGGACUGUCCCUCCGAACGGCAUUUCCCCUCUGCCGAGAAGAAACAACUCAAAUGUGAAGGAAGAUACGAUGGACCUUUCCCACACACUCAGUGAGCUAGCCAAAAUGGAUCUCACCAAAGACGGGAAAAUCUUCUGGGAGACGCUCAAAGGGGUGAAAAAAUCCCUCAAGAGGAGUGAAGAGGCCAAGUUAGCAUUCUACUCAGAUGUACACUCCAUAGAGCAUAGUAAAGGAGGUACUUCUAGUGGGAUGGCUAACCGCAAGGGAAGGACCACCUUCCUCUCAUUCUGUGCAGAUAAACUGGAGGAAGUGCUUCUUUACGUGAAGAGAGCACAAAGGAGGGAAGAAGCCGCUGUCCAUGGAAAAAGCCAACAAGUGGAGGGAGGCAAACUUCCCAGAUACACCUCCCUCAGUGCCAUCCUCCUCAUCGAUUUGAUUACUCUCAUCCUGGAAUGGGAUCACCGAUGUGCAGACUUCUGCCUCAGCGCAGUAAACCCACUCAUCACACUUUACCAGUUAAAGAGAAUUAAGAAAGUCAAAGCUGCACGAUUCUUUAAUUCCAUUGGAAGGGACACGGAAGGGAGGAAGUUAUUACAUGAACGGAUCAUACAGCAGGAGGAGCACACCCUGAUGGGAAUGCUCCUCACUCGAAUUGGUCACCUCAUCGCAGAGGAGAGAAGCCUCUACACGGAGGAGCAGCGCACAAGACUACUGUACCUAACGGAGUGCAUUGAAAAACUAGAGAGCGUGCGAAGGUACGAGGUGGAUCUUCGUGGGGUUAUCCCACAGGGGGGGAAGACACAUGGGGGGGAGCCUCCCACGACUAGGUGGACACAGAAGAGCAGAACAGGCAGGGGGAGGGAUACACCGGAGAGCAAAACAAACAGUGGGAGUGACACACCGACGGAGCGAGACCCCUGGAAGGAGCUCCAAGAACGAACAGCCAGAAUGUACAAACACAAGUUCGAACUAGCCAAUCUGUUCGGAAUCAUUUCACAUCUAACUCUGAAACAGGAGGGACGGGAUGUCCUAGAGAAGGAAUUCACGAGGGAUAUUCUUAAUAUAAUAAUAUACACCAAUGAGCUUUUUUACUCUUGCCAGGGCAUGAACUGCAACUGCUUGUCUGUGUUGGUUAACCUGGUGGGGAGCCCCAGGAUUAGGGACAUCAUCAUGAGUGCCAGCUGGCCGCACAUGCUGCACUUUGUGGAGAGUUUCUCCCAUGAGGAGAGGCAGCUUGACAGUAGCCCUAACCGGGAGAACCCCCUUGAAAACGUCUUGUCGCUCCUCUUCAAUUUAACCUGCACAUGGAAGGAGCAAAUUAGAGAAGGAGAUGGAGCGUCCUCCCCCCCUCGAAAGAAGACUCUAAUUCGGGAAGGCGCCCUGCGCCAAAUGAUCUUCUUCACCCGGUCAGACAACAUAAGGGUAGCCGAGCUCAGCUGCUUUAUACUGAGUCGAUUGUACACAUAUGCUUACUGUGGCGUGGUGGAAAUAGACCAAGGGAAGUCGGUGCCUCUCCCGCUCGGGACAGAAGAAAGGAGGUGUAAAAAUGAUCAUUACGUACCUUCCACUCAAGAGGACACGUCCAACGAGGAUCGAAACGGGCAACUGGUACAUUCACUAAAGCGAAAAAUCGAGAAAGAGAAUGAUCAGCAGAUUCACCUCGAUGAAUACUCCUUCGAUUGGAUGAAGCGGUCCAUCCUGUCCGAGUUAGACUCCCCACGUGGAGGUGGCUUAACAAGUGCCUGUAUCAACCUACUUUGCUGCUUAUCCAAGUACACAGAUUUUUUGGCGAGGCUCCUCUACGGGGAGGAGAGUAACUUAGAGAGACUAACCAACCGACUGGUCUCCCUCUUCGUAGAGAACAAGAGUAACCUCCAGGGGGACAACUCCACAUCCAUCAUGGUAAAGAACAUCGCGGCGUUCUUCACACAGAUGAUAAAGAUCCUGACCGUCAGGGAGGCUACCAAUCGGGGAAGUGCCUCCGUAGUGAAAUCCAUCGAGAGAGUCAUUCCGCAUGCAGCCGAAUUGGUGAAUAACGGGAUGUGCAGUGGUGCCACGAGCAAAGGGAUCAGCUUCUUCCUCUCGUACUGCUUCGUCUACCCCCCUUUGAAGCCGGCGGUGCUCGCUGCGUUCCACGACGAUGUGGGGAGACUAGGCGCGGUGCUUCGCAGCGGUAAUGGGUGA